UCACGCCGCCCCGCGCCCACGCCGCCCCGCGCCCACGCCGCCCCGCCUCCUUCUCUCCCGGACUUCCUGCUGUGCUGCUCGCGGACCCCCGCCGCGCCGCUGGAGGGACGUGAGCUAUUCGGAGCGCGCUGUUAGCCAGGGGUACCGGAAGAGGCCGGGCAGCGGGGGAGAGCUGCAGAGGGUGGCGGAGCCCGCCACGUACGCCCGGGGAGGGCAGGGGGAGAGAGGGAGGCAGAGUUAAGCGAGGAGUGCGAGAAAGGGAGCUUGGGUCCGACUUGAGCUCUGGUUCAAGACCGAGACUGGUGGGCCAGGACCCCAAGCCGGCGUCACACCCCGUCUGAAGAAGACAGGCGGUCACAUGGCUUCGCCAUUCCUGCCUGCGGGAGCCACUACGGGCGACGGCGGCGGAGAGCUGAGCUCGGGGGACGACUCCGUGGAUAUGGAAUCCCUCCAGAGCCCGGAGACCGAGGCGUCCAGGAGGCUGACAGAGCUGUUUGAGAAGGCUGCCGCGCACUUCCGAGGCCUGGUUCAAGGGGCCAGCAGGGAGCAGCUCUUGUACCUGUAUGCCCGGUACAAGCAGGUCAGAGUUGGAAAUUGCAAUACUCCUAAACCAAGCUUCUUUGACUUUGAAGGAAAGCAAAAAUGGGAAGCAUGGAAAGCACUUGGUGAUUCAAGCCCCAGCCGAGCAAUGCAGGAGUAUAUUGCUGUAGUUAAAAAAUUAGAUCCAAGUUGGAAUCCUCAGUCACCAGAGAAGAAAGGAAAAGAAGCAAAUACUGGUUUUGGUGGGCCAGUUGUUAGUUCUCUGUAUCACGAAGAAAUCAUCAGGGAAGAAGACAAAAACAUAUUUGAUUACUGCAGAGAAAACAACGUUGACCAUAUAACCAAAGUCUUCAAAUCAAAAAACGUGGAUGUGAAUAUGAAAGAUGAAGAGAGGUCUUCUCUGUACAGUCAAGCGCAUCAGGGCAGAGCUCUACUCCAUUGGGCUUGUGAUCGAGGACAUAAGGAACUAGUCACAGUCCUGCUACAACAUAGAGCUGAUAUUAACUGUCAGGACAAUGAAGGUCAAACAGCUCUACAUUAUGCUGCUGCCUGUGAGUUUUUGGACAUUGUUGAGCUGCUGCUCCAGUCCGGCGCCGACCCCACAGUCCGAGACCAGGAUGGCUGCCUGCCGGAGGAGGCGACAGGGUGCAGAGCGGUCACUUUGAUGUUACAGCAGCACACGACUGGCAAGGUUUAAUCAAAAGACUGGAAACCCACAGUCUAUAACAGCACAGGGCUUCGGUGGUGAAAGAAAACUUCAAAAAUAACACUUCUUUUGCCACCCCUCUUUGGUAUACACUGGCUAAUAAAAUCAGUUGUGAGAAACUGG
This is a messenger RNA of Delphinapterus leucas (beluga whale), 1369 nucleotides long. It is a transcript of the gene ACBD6, whose product is annotated as acyl-CoA binding domain containing 6. The record is from RefSeq and is a predicted model, not a curated record. Lineage: Eukaryota; Metazoa; Chordata; Mammalia; Artiodactyla; Monodontidae. Gene Ontology annotation, molecular function: protein binding; fatty-acyl-CoA binding.